This is a messenger RNA of Sabethes cyaneus, 2490 nucleotides long. Its product is annotated as probable G-protein coupled receptor CG31760. The record is from RefSeq and is a predicted model, not a curated record. The transcript has 11 exons. Bases 1 to 2490 code for a protein of 829 amino acids. Gene Ontology annotation, molecular function: G protein-coupled receptor activity. Gene Ontology annotation, cellular component: membrane. NCBI's taxonomy places the organism in Eukaryota, Metazoa, Arthropoda, Insecta, Diptera, Culicidae. Gene Ontology annotation, biological process: G protein-coupled receptor signaling pathway.
AUGUGUAAAAUCUCAUUAUGGCCCUGGUUAGCCAUAGCAUGGAAAUGGAGGCUGGUCCUGGCGUUGAGCUUGCUAUUUCAGAACUGUUGCGUCAGUCCCGUACAGUUAAGUGGUUCAAGAGCAAGCGAUGGAAGUGGCGGCGGCAGCAGCAGCAGCAGUGCUAGUUCUGGAGCGGCAGGAGGCUUGACAGUGGCAACCAGCAGGAACUCUUUUCUUCCAGGCAAAACACAACUGAACGAGGAGGCAAUCGAGGAUUCUCUACAAACUAUUCACGACAUAGCGACCGAGAAUUUGGGCACGCUAUGUCUCACCAAGCUGUUUCGACCACUGCGGAUAACGCUAAAUCCGGAACGUUACUCCGGUGCUCGCCAGAAGGCAGAUCUGGCAGCGGUAGUUUUGCAAGACGUAGGAGUUGCCCGACACAACGGUCUCUUGGACGCACUAGCAAAAGGUUUACUAUCGGAUCCGCAUGUAACGAGUGCCAGAAUCCUUUCGAUCAACAUCUCCGACGGAAUCAUAACGAACUCCGUUUGGUGGGACAAACCCACGUCUGGUAUGACGGGUCCUCUCCGGAUAGACGAAGAAGGGAUUGCUGUUGGAAAAUCUCCCGAUCAUAGUUACCCUUGGUUCGAAGACGAAUCUUCUUCUCCGGGACUACGGUCGCCAAAGUUUGCUCCUUCACCCCUGAACAUAUCGUAUCGAGGCUGGUGGACCUAUCCUUACUAUUCGUGUAACCACAAACGAUGGAUUCUGUCCUACAGCGUUGCAAUACCACCGAUGGGAAGGCAUGGGUUGCGUGGUUUCCUCAGCAUCGACAUUGACAUCUCCGACCUGCACGUAAACCAGUGCGAAAAUCCAAACAAGUUGGAAAUCAUGAGCUACAACCACCAUCUAAGACAAUACUAUCCGUUUGUACGGAACAUCAAACUGAGCGACGAGGAUCAACUCAAUCAGAUAGAAGUUUUCCACGGGUCGCACAAAUGCCAUGCCCACAGCAUGCGCUGCGUGUACCGGCCGGUGCUAGUCAAUGUUCCAACGGCAAAAGUCGUCCAGGGCUGGACUCGCGGAGCCUACGAGUGUAAGUGCAAGGAUGGUUUUUACUCCGCCCCUCACCCGAGGGGAUUCAAUGGCAGCAUCAUGGAGGUUGCCUUCCAGGAGUACAGGGACAACAUCAGCACCUACUAUAUGGAUGUUUUCAUAUGCGUUCGGUGUGCUCCCGGUUGUGGAACGUGCACUGGUCCCGAGGCGUGUCUAGCGGUUUACAAUUGGGUAUUUAGGACUACGCUGCUAACAUUCUCGGUGAUGUGCGCCGGUUUUACCGUAGUUCUCGCACUCUACAUGUACCAGUACCGUAAGGUCAAGGUAUUCAAAGUGGCCAGUCCAAUUUUCCUGACCAUCACCCUGCUGGGUUGUGCCUUCAUGUAUUUAGAGAUGGCUGCCAUCUUUCCAAUUCUGGACACUUACUCGUGCAUUGCCACAAAGUGGACACGUCAUAUGGGCUUCUGCGUAACUUACACCGCCCUGCUAAUGAAGACCUGGAGGGUUUCGUUGACCUAUCGCGUUAAAUCAGCACAUAAAGUUAAACUUACGGAUAAGCAACUGCUCCAGUGGAUGGUUCCAAUACUUUUGGUGAUGCUAAUUUUCCUGGGUACCUGGACCCUGUCGGCGCCACCAUUCGCAGAGAAGAUUGUCGACAAGAACGGGCUAAUAUUCAAACAAUGCUCGUACAACUGGUGGGACCACAGUCUGGCCAUCGGGGAGGUGCUGUUCCUAGCCUGGGGCAUCCGGGUGUGCUACAACGUACGCAAUGCUGAAUCACUGUACAACGAGGCGCGGCUCAUUUCGUAUGCCAUCUACAAUAUCGCGCUGGUAAACACCACCAUGGUCGCAUUUCACUUAUUUAUCUUUCCCCAAGCGGGGCCAGAUAUUAAAUACCUGUUGGGUUUCAUUCGAACUCAGCUUAGCACAUCCGUAACGAUAGCACUGGUAUUUGGCCCGAAAGUCCUACGGAUACUGCGAGGACAGGGAGAUCAGUGGGAUCAGCGGGCCCGGAAACGGGGCAUAACCGCAUCGUUUUCGCUCAACGGCAUCGGACUGGUCCCCGAGGAAACCGCAGAUUUGUACCAGGAGAACGAAGAACUGAAGGAAGAAAUUCAGAAACUCGCUGCUCAAAUUGAAUUCAUGAAGAUUGUUCAUAUGGAAAUGAACAAUCGCCACCUCAAGCCGAAACCGGGUGGCUACUUUACACUGAAGAGCCCCCUCGGGAAAAGCAUCGGUGGCAGUGGACUGCACUCGUCCUACAAGCAUAAACAUCCGCCGAAGGAGGAUUCGCUCAAGGAAAACAGUGGGAUCACCGAGGACGGACACAGCGGCAGCAACAGCUGCUACUCCGGGACGGCCAAUUCGAUAGGCUACCCAUCAUCACUGCAGCAGCAGCAGCAACAGCAGCAGCAGCAGCAGUCACAAUCUAACGGAACCGAAAGGGUAUGA